Cherax quadricarinatus is the source of this 1815-nucleotide messenger RNA. NCBI's taxonomy places the organism in Eukaryota, Metazoa, Arthropoda, Malacostraca, Decapoda, Parastacidae. The record is from RefSeq and is a predicted model, not a curated record.
GAAAACAUGUUGCGAGUGCAGUUAGCCACAAGUGUGGGGAGUGCAGCUGUGUCACUGCUGCAGCAGUGUACUUCCAUUCUUCAGGCCCGAUCAAAAGUGCUUACUCGCUUUGGCAUACUUAUGCUUCUUUCUACUUGGUUAGCUCACUGCCCUCUUGCUGUGCAGACCUUCCUUGCAAUACCCACUGCUGUUCCAUAUCUUACUACUCAUGUGAGUGCUAAUGAGCAUGAUGAACUUGAGAUGGUUUGUCAGGGUCUUUGUGCAUUCCUGCUUGGUCUGUGUGUCCAGUUUAAUGACGGCAGUGGUAGCAACUUCUCAAGAGAGAGUCUCAAGCAGCUUGUGAGUGAUCGUAUUGGGGCAGAAAACUUUGGUGAUAAAUUGAGUAAUAUAUCAAGAACAGAAGUAUACUCAAAGGCUGCAAAAUCACCUCAGCUGGCAGCCAAAAAACCUUCAGAUCUCGUGUUUGAUCAUGAAUUCUGCAGGCUUUUCAAGAGUUUAGAAGUAUCGUGUGUACGGGCAGUAACUCCCCAACUGAUGGUUGGUAAUACUGCAGAGGUGUGCCCAGCAGAAGUCACUAAAUAUAAAGACAUUAUACGAGAUCAGGAUGCCGAGAUCACUCGGCUAAGGGAUCUCUUAAGAGACAUACAGAGAGAAAUUGAAGAAGUCAGAAGUGACAAAGAACAGUUGUCAUCUAAAGUUCAACAGCUUCAUGAUGAAAAUACAGUACUAAAAGCUCAACAAGGCAUUGCAGUAAAAUCUACAGCUUCAUCUGUAGAAGCAAAUAUAGUUGAAAACCAGAAAGAAAGCAGUGGUGAGAGCAUAGAAGAGUUAGCACAACAAGUAGCACUCCUUCAGCAACAGUUAGCAGAAGUAACCCAUGCACGGGAUUAUUAUUAUUAUGAAGUGUACAAAAAGGAAGCUGAACUAACAUCCUUGCAGCAGCAGCAACAGCAGGAGCAACAGCAUCAGCAACACCAACAGCAACAGGAACAGCAGCAGGAACAGCAGCAGCAGCAACCUACUCAACAAACAAUAGCUGCAAGUGACGUACAAUUCAACAACCAUUUUGAUGCCCAGAAUGCAGCCAAUUUCUUUGACUCACUCCCCAACCCUGAAAUGGAGAAUUUACGUAAACAAUUGGAAGAUCUGCAAUUAGUUCUUUAUAAUAAGGAUUCUGAGAUACAGCAGCUUAAAGAAUCACAAAUCUCAACACUGGGAAAUACCAAUGAAACAUCUAAUGGAGUCAUUGAUAAAGGAAAAGAGAACUCAGAUGAACAAAGAGAUAAAGAUGUAAAUAUGAACAUGAAGCUUGAACAGGAAAAUAUAUCUCUAAAACAAAGGUUGAAGGACACUGAGAUUCACAUUAAACAGCUUCAGACACAACUUGAAACAACAGCAGCAGUGGCAGCAGCAGCUGCAGUAGGAACAAGUUCAGGGUCUGCUGCUGAGGCAAGAUGCAGACAACUUGAAGAGGAAUUGGAUGCCAUUAAGCGAGAACAAGAGGAUCUUCUGGUCUUGGUGACUGACCAAGAUAGCAAAGUGUCUGAGUACAGGAGGAAGCUGAGAGGUUAUGGUGAGGAUGUCACUGAUGAUGAUGAUGAUGAUGAUGAAGAUGAUGGUGAUUUUGGCAUCAGUGAUGAUUAUGAUGAUGAUUUGGAGGAUAUCCAGUGACAAAUGGUGUUCUCCUAGAACAGGAGCACCAUUAAAAAAGUAAACAUGAGUCGUAUAUGAUUAAUCGUGAAAAACUGAAGGAUGCUGUUACGAGAAAAUUAGUCAAUUCUCAGAUUUACAAUUUUUUUUUUAACACCAAAGCAG